AUGGGUGUCGGAAGGGAAGCAGGAUUUGACACAGAUUCCAAGGGGAAUUUGGGUCGGAUCCUGUUAACUUGGUAUCAGAGUGUUAGUCCUAAUAUGCGUGGAGGGAGCAUGCCUUCUAGACGUGAGAGACCGAUGACCCGCCCUCAGAGGGAUGGUGAUCCACAUCCACCACCGCCUCCACCUUAUCCAGAGGGUGUGGGUGAGGUUGAUCCCAACCUACAGCAAGUGCUGGAUCAGUUCACCCGUACUGUGGCGACUGCUCUACAAGGGAGACACCCUAAUGAAACUCUGGACAUCAAGAGAGCUAAGGAUUUGGGAGCUCGUGAUUUCCAAGGCAAUGCUAAUCUAGUGGAAGCUGAUUACUGGCUCACUGAUCUAGUGAGAGUUUUCGAAGUUAUGAGGUGUCCAAUGGAAGACCGGAAUAUGUUUUAUGGGCAGUUUCGUCCUCGCUCCUAUCGUGAUGCCAAGCAAGCCGAGUUCUUAAGAUUGAGACAGGGGACUAUGUUGGUAUUGGAGUAUGAACACAAGUUCAAUGAAUUGUCCAGGUUUUGUCUAGAGAUUGUUCCUAAUGAAUAA
Messenger RNA from Prunus armeniaca (apricot), 576 nucleotides. Lineage: Eukaryota; Viridiplantae; Streptophyta; Magnoliopsida; Rosales; Rosaceae. The record is from the annotation of a GenBank genome assembly.